This is a messenger RNA of Gaeumannomyces tritici R3-111a-1, 279 nucleotides long. RefSeq lists its product as hypothetical. NCBI's taxonomy places the organism in Eukaryota, Fungi, Ascomycota, Sordariomycetes, Magnaporthales, Magnaporthaceae. Bases 1 to 279 code for a protein of 92 amino acids. The transcript has a single exon. The record is from RefSeq and is a predicted model, not a curated record.
AUGCAGGGCAACACGAGGCAAGCAAGCAAGACCAGCGGCGAGCCGGCGAUGGAGCCAAGCAUGCGGGGGCCCGUAGCAGCAUCGCGGGGACGUCUCUACAUUGCGGCCGAAGAGUCCGUCAUGCACCUGACAGGUAUGGUUUCCCCAGCACUAUCGGUAUAUGACCACCUGGACCCGCCUAUAUCCCGACCCCCCCUCCUCUGCAUUAUGCGGGUGCCGACGAUAGGCGCGCGGGGGGGAGAGGCGUCCCUUGCACAGGACUGCAGUCAGAACCGUUAG